Sorghum bicolor (sorghum) is the source of this 1670-nucleotide messenger RNA. RefSeq lists its product as uncharacterized. The record is from RefSeq and is a predicted model, not a curated record. The coding region runs from base 318 to 1283 and encodes 321 amino acids. Lineage: Eukaryota; Viridiplantae; Streptophyta; Magnoliopsida; Poales; Poaceae. The transcript is spliced from 2 exons.
CCUAUCUGCAGGCAGCAGCUAAUCUAUCUCCGUCUCCAUUUAGCCGCCGUCCACGUCCAGUCCAUGUGUCGCGCCACCGGUUCCCCCGGCCGUCGCCAUCGCCGGUCACCUCACCCUCCACUGCCGGAGGCCGCCGGAUCGAGCCAGGUAUAUAUAGCCCCUGCCUCACCAGCCUACACUUCCCACCCAACCACACCACUGAUCGCUCGCUCUCCACCAGCUACUAUUCUCACCUGCACCAUUUCUCUCUCGCGAUCCAAGCCGAACGAGCCAUCUAGCUAGCUAGUCUGACUAUCUGGUAGGUGGUCAGGUCAGGCAUGGCGAGCGCUACGACAGAGCAACAACGGGCCAGCCUCAUCGUCGACGAUGGCGAGGAGGAUGAGCAGCAGCAGCAGCAGCAGCUUGACGACCUUGUUGGCCGCGCCGCCGUGGUGGCGAGGGAGGUGAGCAAGCGGGUGUCUCGCCUGGCCGUCGAGGGAGGAGGAGGAGGCGACGCCGCCGCACGACGCCAGCAGGGCGUCUUGAACAUCGGCGGCGGAGGCGGCAGUGGAGUUGGCGUCGGCGCCAGGCCAGCUGCAGGGAACGGCCAUCAUCAUCACGAGGCGGACGCGGUGGCGGCGCCCCACUUCAGGCGCUCGUUCACGGCCGGCGCGCGGGCGCUGCCGCCGCCGCACGCGUGGCUAGCGAUCGAGGACACGAGGAAGCAGCAGAAGCAGGAGCACGACGACAGCGACGAGCAGUGGGCGCGUGUCUUCCAUGGCGGCGGGAUGCAUCAGCAGCAGCAGCAGCAGCAGUUUCAGAGGCGGAGCAGCUUCAGCGUGGUGCGGCGGGAGCGCGCGGCGCGGGAGGCGUGGCUGGACCGGGCGUGGGAGAUGAAGCGGAGCUGGCACCAGCGCAACGGCGGCGCCCCCGACGCGGACACCCCCGUCGUGGUGGUGGUGGGGACGUCGCCGAGGGCGUCGUCGUCGUCCGACUCCCAGCAGCAGCAUCCGGCCAUGGCGUCGGGCGGCGGCGGGGUGGCCAUGGACGUGGAGGAGGUCCGCGCGUGCCGGGACCUUGGGCUGGAGCUGCCCUCCGACUGCACCGUCGAGAUCCAGUGCUACGGGCUGUCCGGCGGCAGCAGCCCCACCCACACCGCCACCCCCGGCAGCGGCGCCGACUCACCCUCCGCCCUCUCCAGUCUUCCUGGAGGAGGAGGAGCGGAUCCGAUGGACGUGAAGGCUCGGCUCAAGGUGUGGGCGCAAGCGGUGGCGCUUGCAUCCACCACCCAUCUCAGUUCAUGAUAUAUACGGAAUACGUCCGGGCCUGCAAAGUAGUUGAACAAAUUGGAGUGUUCCAUAAUAAGUUUUUUUUUUAUUUAUAUAUAGUCAUCAUAUAUGUAAGCAAAUGCGUCGGUGCAUCUUUUCUUUUCUUCCAAAUUAAAUAUACAUUCUAGAUAGCUAUAGUCUAUAUAAGUAGUAUCUAAUUAAUCUCCGCGUGUAAUGUACUAGUCUACACUAAGUAGAGUACUUAUUACUCUUCGAUUUGGAAUAAUGUGUAACCGUCCAGUGUGUGAGAGACAUUAUCUAAGCGUGCCUGUGUUCGUGCAAGGAAUUGUAUUAAUGUAAGCUCUACCCUUUUUAACAAAUUAAGCUGAGAACAAAUGUAUAUUUUUUAUAUACUCACAUAUA